Molecule: messenger RNA, 381 nt
Organism: Rotaria sordida
Lineage: Eukaryota; Metazoa; Rotifera; Eurotatoria; Philodinida; Philodinidae
Source: the annotation of a GenBank genome assembly
AUGCUUAUAUGUUCACAUGAAGUUAAAGAAAAUGGUUAUGAAUCUGAACAUCACAAUAAAGUUUUAACUGUGUUCAGUGCACCAAAUUAUAAUGUUGGUCACUGUGUUGACACUGAAUCAACAACAGCUAACAAACUUCAUGAACAAGAUCUUGAACAAAAACAAGAUAAUAUUGAUAGUGCCUUUAGUGGAAGUAGUCAACAACAGUAUAAUGAUGAAUGUGAUAAUUGUAGUAGUGAAAUGGAACAAAAACCAAAUAGGAAUGAAAAUGAAGUCGAUAAUUCUUUUAAUGUUGAUAUUUUAACACAAUUACAUUCGAAUGACAAAGAAUAUCAAGAACUACUGGUAAAAAAUCUUUCAUCAGAAUUAAUAGAUGAUUAA